Melospiza melodia melodia is the source of this 1992-nucleotide messenger RNA. It is a transcript of the gene CNR2, whose product is annotated as cannabinoid receptor 2. Bases 927 to 1976 code for a protein of 349 amino acids. Gene Ontology annotation, biological process: adenylate cyclase-activating G protein-coupled receptor signaling pathway; regulation of metabolic process. NCBI's taxonomy places the organism in Eukaryota, Metazoa, Chordata, Aves, Passeriformes, Passerellidae. Gene Ontology annotation, cellular component: cytoplasm; plasma membrane. The record is from RefSeq and is a predicted model, not a curated record. Gene Ontology annotation, molecular function: cannabinoid receptor activity. The transcript is spliced from 2 exons.
GCCAACUCCUUCGGGACUUGGGGCCAGCUUGCCUGUCCCCCCUGACCGGUGGCAUUGUCCCUAGUGUCACCAGGCAGGGAGAGCUGUCCCUGCUUUCCAUCAGCACCAGCACAGCCCAGCCGAGGAGGGAAGCGGUCACUGGAGGGAGGAGGGAUGGAUGAGAGCAGGUACAGCAGCACCACAGCCUCUGCAGCCCCGGGUCCUGCCUGACCACACGGAUUGUGCAGCUGAAGUCCUUGAUUUUCCUUCCACUUGAAGAGAGAAAAUCGCCUCGUCCCUCCAGCAUGAGUGGACUGUGUACAGAGAAAUUCAGGGGCACAGGUGAGGUUUGUGCUGCUCAUGCAGGCACAGACAGCAGAUUUCUGAGCUUGCCCUCAGACCUGCACACAGCCAGGUACAUCCAGAUUCUUCCACAUCUGCCUCCUUGCUUUUUCCCCCCCUCAUACUUUUCCAUGCUCCCAGAGAAAUCAGGAGGAGAACCUGAAUGUCUCUUUGCCUCAAACUCUGCAGUUACAAGGGGAAAUGAGAGGGACUGGGAGGACAAUUUCAGCGAGCCGGAGGGUUUGGGUGGUUUGUAGAUGUGGCACGAGCAGGCAGCAGAACACAACACCCAGAGGAGAAGGGAGGAAGGAAAGAAAACCCGACACACAUUCUCCGAAAGAAUGUGCCAGAGAGCAAGGAGGCAGAGGAAGGAUUCACACUGAUGGAUUUCCAGCCCAGGGGAAUAAAGCAGAAUGGUUCAAGAAACGCAGAGGAAACCAGAAGUGCCGUGAGAGGAGAGGGAAGCAGGCGCUGUCCGCAGCUGCAGCAGCUGCCCCCAGAGCCCGAGCCAUGGGAAGCCCCAGAGCCUCGGUGGGGAGAGCACCUGAGGAAGUGCAGAGGGAAGCAGCAGGCUGUCUGUGAGCUCCCAGCUCCAGGUCACCACCAUGGAUUCCUGCAGGAUCCCUGCAAACGCCUCCAAGUGCAGCGGGACCACCAUGGAGUGCUUCAUGGUGCUCAGCACACAGGCACAGAAGAUAAGCAUCGGUAUCCUGUGUGGCCUCUUUGGGACAAUGUGUGUUUUUGAGAACUCUCUGGUGCUCUACCUGAUUUUCUCAUCCCCUGGGAUCAGGAAGAAGCCUUCCUACCUCUUCAUCGGCAGCCUGGCCCUGGCUGACAUCCUGGCCAGCAUCAUCUUUGUCUGCAGCUUCGUCAACUUCCACGUGUUCAACGAGGCUGGUUUCUCCAAGGAGGUGUUCCUGCUGCAGCUGGGAGGGGUGAACACGUCCUUCUCAGCCUCCCUCAGCAGCCUGCUGCUCACGGCCCUGGACCGCUACCUCUCCAUCAGCCGGCCCUCGGAGUACAAGCUCCUGAUGACCAGGAAAAGGGCCUGGACAGCCCUGGCAGUGCUCUGGGUGACCUGUGCCACCAUUGCUGGCCUGCCCCUGCUGGGCUGGAACUGCUGCACGCUGGAUUCCUCCUGCUCCGAGCUGUUCCCCUUUGUGGAUGACAAUUACCUGUCGGGCUGGCUCUGCUGGGUCGUGGUGCUGCUGGGCUGCAUCGUCUGCGCCUACGCCCACGUGCUCUGGAGGGCUCGGCGGCACGUGGCCUACAUGGAGCAGCAGCAGGCACAGGCAGGGAAGCAGAACAGCAGGAUGAGGAUGGACGUGAUGCUGGCCAAGACCCUGGUGAUGGUGCUGGCUGUCCUCAUGCUCUGCUGGUCCCCCGUGCUCGUGCUGAUGAUCUACAGCAUCUUCGGCAGGCUGAGCGACCGCCUGCGCAAGGUGUUCGCCUUCUGCAGCACCCUCUGCCUGCUCAACUCCAUGGUCAACCCCAUCAUUUACGCCCUGAGGAGCAAGGAGCUCUUCUCCUCCCUGAGGAGGGUGCUGUCCCACUUCAGGAGGCAGCUGAAGGCCCCUGAGGAGAGCCCAGAAGCAGAGAGCAGCCACAAGUCCUCCGUGAUAGAGACCGUCUGCGAGGACACGCACACCGUGUAGGGAGGCACCGGGGCAG